AUGUCUCUUAAAACUUUUAUUUCGACGCGGUUCCAGUCUAUACCUAUCGCUUCAGCGGCGAGUAUAUCGCAUACAAUUUGUCCUCAACAAAUCAUAAAUGUAAAUAACCAUAUAUAUUCUACAAAUGUACAAUCAAAAACACCUAUUUCAAUAGCAACAACUUCACGAUUGACUCUUUCUUUAACAAGCAAACAGCAAAAUUCUAUCAUUGCUCCUGCAAUUUCCACCACCUUCAUUACAUCUCCAUAUUACCGUUUUCCACGUUCCACGCCACAAACACAACUCGAACAACGUCGCUUCCGCGCAGAAUUCGCACCAAGAAAGUGGAAAUACCGAAAAAAGCAUAAAGGCCGGGUCCCGGUACGUACAGGAGGCUCCACCAAAGGCAAUUACUUGGCUUUUGGAGAAUAUGGAAUACGCGUGAAAUACGGAGUGAGGUUAUCGAGUGCGCAGCUAACAGCCGCGCAUCAUGUGAUACGUCGAAAGAUUAAAGUGGUCAAAGGAUCAAAGAUGUGGAUGCGUGUGUUUCCCGAUAUUCCUGUGACGGCAAAGGGAAAUGAGUCUCGUAUGGGUAAAGGAAAAGGGUCGUUCGAGUAUUGGGCGUGUCGGGUACCGAUGAAUAAGAUUCUUUUUGAGAUUGGUGGUGGUGGGAUUAGGAAAGAGGUUGCUAAGGAGGCUAUGAAAUUGGCGGCUGAUCGGUUGCCGGUAAAGACCGAAUUUGUAGAUGGAAAAUUGGAGCCACCGUCACCAAAAAAAAUAAAAGCAGUAACAUCUAAACCAUCAACAGCCAGUGCUGUUGUCAAUAAUCUGGUAAAGUCACCAAAGUCACCGACAUCAUGCACACCUAUACUGAUAAAAUCACCACCACUAGUGUCAUCAUCUGUUACUCAGAAACCAGUUGCAAUUCCGAAAAAAUAA
This is a messenger RNA of Ambispora gerdemannii, 918 nucleotides long. NCBI's taxonomy places the organism in Eukaryota, Fungi, Glomeromycota, Glomeromycetes, Archaeosporales, Ambisporaceae. The record is from the annotation of a GenBank genome assembly.